Molecule: messenger RNA, 1415 nt
Organism: Drosophila montana
Lineage: Eukaryota; Metazoa; Arthropoda; Insecta; Diptera; Drosophilidae
Exons: 3
Coding region: 351-1034 (227 amino acids)
Source: RefSeq, a predicted model, not a curated record
AUAGGCAUCGGCAAUGGCUCCUAAUAAAUUUAAGCAUAUUUAAGCAUGAAUAUCAACAAAAAGCAUUUUAUGCUCAAUUAUACAAAAUAUUAAUCAACUGCUGAGUUACCGUCGGCCCAGUUAACAGCAUUAGCAUUUGCAAAUCAAUUGGAUAUAUUUGCAACUGGAUUUGCGGACGCGUUCGGCAAACAUAAACAAUGUGACUAAAAUUUGCAUGGAUGCUGGAACCUGUUAGAAUUAACAAAAUUAAUCUACAAGUUCUUGAGUAGUAUUACGUUGUGUUCCAAACUGCCAUUGGAGGUGUCUUAAUAAUCCAACCGGACAACUCAUCGAAAUAUAAAUGCUGAACAAUGUCGAGCAAAGAGGAAAACACGGUCACCAAGAACCAAUUCAGCUUCUUGCAAGAUAGGAAAACCUAUUGGUAUACUGUAAAUGAAAUUAAGAAUGAAGCGACAUGCCCAAGCUGUGGCAGAUCUAUUGAUAAGUUUAAAAAUCUAACUGCGCACGUUAAACGCUGUUUUAGCAUUAAGAAAAUCGGACCUAUAUACAGACUACACGGCUAUGUCGAAUGUAAAUGUGGACUCCUAAUCGCGGACAACACCAAGGCACAAAAGCUGCACGUUUGCAUGGGAGAAGUGCCCGCUUUUGAGCCGGAUCUGACGUAUGUGCGCAAGAAACCAACGCCGGAAGAUCGAAAGGCGACCGAUAAACGCAUGUCCCUCAGCCCCCAUCUGGAGCGUGAGCUGCUGCAGCCCAAGCCCUGGAUACGCAACUUUGUCUCCCCCUUUAAGCUAGAUAUAGAAAACCUGCAUGACAAUCCCAAGCCGGAGCCGCGUGUUCGCAAUUUUGACCUGCCCGUCAGCAGCGGCAAACGGGCGCCGAAGAAUGUCAGCGUCUACUCCAUAGGCUCCAAUAAUGGCACAAUCUUCGUAACUGGACAAGCGCCGCCGCCAUCAUCGGGCAAUCAGAAUGUGAUCCUUAUAAAAAAGCGCGCACUGCGUCUGCCCCAGCUCAAGGGCGACAAGUGCAGUUAGUACAACUAUUUGCCCGAAGAGCAUUUGAAAUAAAAGAUUGUAUUAGCUUUUUUUUAUAUGUAAUAAAUAGAAAGAUCAUUUAUUAUAUAGUAAUUGUAAAAUGUUGCGUUUACAACUUAUAUAUUGCUUAGCUUUGUUUUAUGAAAUACAAAAAAAGAACAUCAAAUGCGACGACAAAUAACUACGUUUAGUUUUGUGUAAAGUUUAUACACUUUAUAAGUAAUAUAUAUAUUUAUUGAAUAGUAUUUUCGGUUGUAAGUGUAAAAAUGUCUAAAACUGGCUAAGAAUUCGGCUGUAUACGGUUUCUGUAUUUUGUAAUUUCUAACGCUUGGUCUGGGCUGGGCGGUCCUCUAGUUCCUAUUAUAUAGACAUAUAUAUAUA